This is a messenger RNA of Peromyscus maniculatus bairdii (prairie deer mouse), 23072 nucleotides long. The record is from RefSeq and is a predicted model, not a curated record. Lineage: Eukaryota; Metazoa; Chordata; Mammalia; Rodentia; Cricetidae.
AUGGAACAAGCAUCCAGUAUCUCACAGAUGACCACAGCUUCCUCCAUCACAAAAGGAAACCAUGUGGAAGAUGGGAGUUCAACACCCCAACUCAAACACACUAUUACAACCACACCAGUCUCCUCUGAAAAUGAAUAUUUCACAAUAGUUCCAACCAACUCAGGAGGUACCACACUUUCAUCUUCACAAUCAAUCUCAUUUGCAACUGCAGAGAUUAGGAAACAGACAGCUUCCACCUUGAACACAUCAUGGAAAAAUAACAGUAAAUCUGAAGUAUCACAUGCAACAAAAGGAAUGAAUACUAGACAGACUGAUGCGUCCACCAUCCCUUCUCUUCACGUGUCUCAGAAAGCAGCCAUGUUUGAGCACAGCACAUCUCUCUCAAUACCACAUCAGUCAACAUCAGAAGACACUUCCAUUGGAAUCUCCACCAGGCUCCUCAGAUCUACAACCACCCCAGAAUCAGAAGAGACAGCAGCCAGCCACAGGGGACAUUCUGUGGUGACAUCAAACAUGGUGACUUCCCAAGACACAUCAACCACUGCUUCAAACACAGAGACUCAGCACAGUGUGACACAAGCAUCUUUACUUUCAGAAUCUGUGGGUCAUUCUAUCAAUUCACCAUCCCCAUCUUGGACUCAUUCAACUUGGGAAGGGUCCAUGUUUGCAAGUUCAACAAGACCUACACCUGAUACACCCUCACAUUCUCCAGUUCCUGCCGAUGCAGAGAGAUACAGCACCAGCUCUCCCAUUUCUGUCACCUCUAUCUUCACAGUUGCUAAGGAUCCAAUCCCUUCCAGACUAUUUACAACCUCAGGAUCAGUGACUCAUUCAACACCAAGCUCCAACAGUGCUCAACUGUCCACAAUCUCACAGAAAACCUCUGUUUCCUCACUCACACCAGAGAACAGCAUGGAAGAUGGAACUUACACACCCCAUGCCAAACACACAAUCACAUCUAUAUCAGCCUCACCAGAAAAGAAAUCUUUCACAACCAUUAUGCCCAUCAUGGAACAUACUAGACCUUCACCUUCACAGCCAGUCUCAUCUGAAAGCACAGAGACUGAGACAGGCACAGCUUCCUCCCUGAGGACAGCAGGGGCAGAUUUCAGUACACCUGAAGACAUAAAUUCAACCACAGAAUACAGUCCUAGCCAGAGUGGACUGCCCAUGAGCCCUUCCCUUUUUGAGUCUAGGACAGGAGCCAUGUCUAAUGACAGUACAUCGCUUUUAACCCCUCAUCAGUCAACAUCAGAAGAUACUUCCACUGUAAUCUCCACCAGUCUCCCUACCUCAGCCAUCAGUACAGAAUCAGAAGAAAUGACAAGCAGACCCAUGGGACACUCUCUAGUUAUGACAGACAUUUUUACUUACCCAGACAUAUCCAGCACUACCUCAGUCAAGGACACCCACUCCAGUGGAAUGCAUACAUACCCACAUUCAGAAUCCACAGCUCCUUUCAACACUCCUGCUUCAGCAUCAUGGACACUUACUUCUGGGGAAGGGUCUAGGUCUACAGAUUCCACAGCAACAGCAGGGUUACUUUCAGUGACCUCUGGUGCUUCCUUGCCAGACAGACACAGGAGUCACUCUCCUGAUUCUGUGACCUCUGUUUUCACAGUUACCAAGGAUCUAUUCUCAACAGAUUCGCAUACAAGUUCAGAUCCUGUGACUACUUACAUUCCAAGCUGGAGCACCAUUUCUCAGCAUAACUCAAACACUGUACAUACUUCCCAAACCUCAAAGAUGAAUAAAUUUUCCUCAGUCACACCAGGGUCCAACAUGAAAGCCAGCAGUUCUGUACCCCAAUUAAAAGACACCAUCACACCUACAUCAGUGUCAUCUGAAAAUAAAGCUUUCCCCACUACCCUUCCCAUCACCCAAAUAUCUACUCUUUCACAUACACAGCCAACAUCAUUUGAACUUGAAAAGACUGGGACAGAGACAUUUAGCCCCCUGACAACACUGACACAAGCUACAAUACCUGAGAAGCUGCAUUUGAGCACAGAUACCAUUAGUAGCCAUUCUGAAGUGCCUUACAGUUCCCCUCUUCCUGCAUUCAGAACAGUAUCCAUGUCUCCUGAUAACACAAUAUUUCCAAUGCUUCAGCAGUUUACUUCAGAAGAUACCAAGUUUACAGCAGAAGAUAUGUCUAGUGGAGUUGUCACCAAGCUUUAUGGCUCCAACAUCACAGAAUCAGAAGAAAUACGUACCAGCCAGAUUGGGGAUUCUGAAGUGACAUCAAACAUGGCCCUCUCCCCGGAAACAUCACCUGUGUCUUCAGUGUCCCACAAUCUCACUAGUUUCACUCCAGUUCCCCUAGUCACAGAAACAGCCACAUUUGUAAGCCAAAGUUAUGGAGUCCCAUCAAUUACAACUUUUCCAACUCUGAAAGGAAGCCAGCCUGCCAAUUCUCUAGGAUAUCUUGAUGGCUCUACCUUAACUUCUCCUGGUACUUCCACAGUAGAACACAGCACCCCAUCUCCUAGUUCUGUGGUCUCUGCCUUCACCUCUUCUAGGGAGGUAAUCACAACUGGGUUGGAUAUUCAUGAUUUGUCUACUUCACUUCCAAAUUGGAGCAGUAGUACACAUUCAAGCCAAGAGACUUCACAGGUCACCAAAUUCUCACAGACAAGCUCUGCUUCCUCUCUUAAAGCAGAGACAAUAAUGGAAACCAGCAGCUCCAUACCCCAAUCCAAAUUCUCCAUUUCAGAGUCCACUACAGCUGGCAAAGUCUCCACAAAAAGCCCUCUUUAUUUCUCAGCAUCAGAAGACAUCACCACUGGAAGCAUUCCCAGCCGCAUUACCUACCCUAGCACAAAAGAACACAUAGAGUUAACCUCUGUCUUUGAGUCAGGUAAUUCUGGGUCUUUAUUAUAUGAUACCCCAUCCAGGGACACUGCAACCCCUGUUUCUAUGGCAGAGUUUUCUUCACCUGAGCCUCAAACAUCUCCACAUUUAGCACUGAAGUCUCAAUCCAGUAGUUCUGAGGAACAGUCACAUGUAAGUUCUUUACCCAAGGAAAAACACACUUCUUCAGAUUCAACAUCAACUAUGAUUGAGAAAACCACACCUUCACCUGUUAUUUCUACAUCACAAGUACAAAAUGUCUCUUCCCUUAAUUUUGUGACUGUGCUUGUAACUUCUGUUCAAGAGACAAUCUCAAAUGGAAAAGACAAAAGUGUAGCUUCUGGGAGUACCUCAAUCCAAGGCCUGGAUACCACAGAGAUUCCAACCCUAGGUCCUUCAAAUAACAUAAGGAACUUGAAGACAAGUCACAGUUUCUCUAAAAAUCCAACAACUACAGUAAAAACCAAUAGUCCAGAAGUGCAUUCCCAAGCCACUGUUCUAGUUAAUUCAAUUCCAUCAAGAAUUACAACUGCAAUUAUGAAAUCACAAAACAAUUGGGACACAACACUUUCUACAUCAAUGCCCAUAUCUAAACCUGCUCAUACAAAAACUCAGGAAGAUUUCCCCCUAACUUCAGUAAAACAGAAAAUAACCAUGCCUGAAGAUACUAACUUGAUGACAAAAUCCAGUUCUGAUCUUUUCACAGUACUCACUAGGACUUCUACUGGGUUUUCAAGAACAGAAGCUAACUCAACUGAGAGACAAUCUAUUUCAGGCUCUGGAUCCUUCACAGAGACAACAGACAUCUCAAUGGGAAGUACUUCCAGUAUCUCUACACUUUCCUUCCCAGAUAUUGGUAUCAGUCAAGUAAUUAAUGCUGCAGAAUCAUCCAAAAUUACCACUCUUUGGAAUACAUCAGGUACUACUGCUAAUAUUGGGGCCCUCUCUUCAGCAACUCAGACAUUUCUACACCCAGACUCCAUGCCUCGUCUCAGCAGUUCUGAGUCACUGUCAUGGACAGGUACUCCAUCCCAUGAAGCAACUCCCUCUGUGAAUUCUGCAGAAAUACCUGGGACAACAUCAUUUCCUGCUACUUCCACAUCAGAAGGACAAAGUCUCUCCUCUCCUGCUUCUAUGGCCCCCAUAUUCUCUUUUGGGCAAACAACUACAAAGGAGUUGGACACAAACUUAGCUUCUUUUACAACUUUAUUUCCAAGCUGGAGAAACAGUGAGUUAGCCACUUCAGAGGACACCAGAACCUCUCAAACAUCUCACUCUUUCACCAGAACUGAAGUAUCCAGUGUGGACAUAACCACUCCUGGACCCCAGUUCCAAAACACUGUAUCAUUUGAUGCUGCUUCACCAGAUGGUACUGCCUCUUCAUUGUUGACAUUACCAACAAAGACAUUACCUUCUUCUGCUUUCUCUCUAUCAUCACCUAGUUCAAACCCCACUUCUUUUCCUGAGACAUCAUUCCCCACCUUUGAGUCUUUUAAGACAACAGAUACAUUGAGCAGAAGCUUGGAAACUGGAACAAGUUCACCUCCUAAUUUGAGCACCACUUCACAUGAAAUAUUGGGCUUAUCUGAUGUGACUACUGAUACAGAAAAUUUUCAUACUUCCUCAAAAUUCAAAGUAACAAACACAAAGACCAUCAGUAUGGGACAUGAGCUAAGUUCCUCUAUACCAACACCCCCUGAAUCAUUCAGGGACACCUAUACAAUGGGUACUUCUUCUUCCAUAUGGGUGACUUCUAUGUCCACACCAUUGCCUGCCUAUUUAGAGACUACAAGAUCUGAUACUGAGCAAUUUUCCCAUUCAACUUCUGGACUGAGGGACACUAGCAUGUCCCUACAAGCAAAGAUACCUUCAGCUCCUGUGUCCACUCUCAUUUUGCCAGUUUCUGAGAGUGCUGUCAUCACUCCUGCUAUGACCAUGUCAACUCCACAUCAGACUCCAUCUUCACAGUUUACUGAAGCUCUGGUAGAAACAGUCACUACCUUAAAUCCUUCUUCAUCUAUUGUAGAGUCUACUGGGGUAACAUCCUCCCCAGAAUCCAAUUUUACUAUGCCUUCAUCGGAAAGUACUCAUGUUCCAGGAACUGAUAUGUUACCUUCAGACGAGACCACUUUUAUUGAAACAACAACCCUUUCUCCGACAGAAGAGAUGGCUUCACUUGCCACAACUAGCAUUGCAAAAGGCAGCUCAGCUGUGACUUCUAGCAGUCCUCUUUCUAUUACAAAAUCAAGUCAUGGAGAUGUUUUGAUUUCCACCAUUGUAGAAAAGCUACCUUCUUCAGCUUCUACACCACUGCCUUUUCCUGCUUCCACUGGCACUGACUUUACAAGCAGCCCAGCCCUCCACAGGAUUACUCCUACAGAAACAGAAAACAGCGCACAGUCCCACACAGAGAUACCUGAUGGAGCUGCCCAUGGAGACACUGCUGGCCUAGGAAAUGGCCCUCUGGCUUCUACAUCACCUGCUAGCCCUAAAGAGCUAACCACAAAAGGGACAGUAAAAGUGGAGACCACUGCCACAUCUCUGAAGGCUACUUCCAUUGCCACUUCAACCACCAAAAUCCCUACUACAACUUCAAGACCCUUGAGUCACCUCAAGACACCAGAGAAAAUAGGCAACAUAAACACAACAGAGAUGAUUAUCACAGCCUCAGAUACUUCCCAUGAUGUCCUAGGGACAGCAGCAUCAUUUCCUACAGGCUCUGGAGAAAACACUAGCAUGGUCCUCAGGACAAGACCAUCAUCUUACAGUAAAGAACCAGAGAGCACAGCCCUAUUGAUCCCCAGUCUUAGGACAGAGACCAGCCCAGAUGUUCAUACUUUGAACAUCUCCUCUGGUGAGUCUGAUACAGUCUCAUGGGUCACCCAUCCUUUAGAGAUUACUUCACCUGUUGCCAAGAUAACCAUGAAUAUUUCUCAAGGUGAAUCUGAUUCCAUUGUGUCCACAGCCACCACUCCCAGAGGAGAAGUCACUUCAACUUUUCCAACAUUAACUGCUUUAUCUACUAUACCAGAUUUGGCAACCUCACUGAUUAGCAGACCUGAAGAAAACACCAGUAUGUUUAUUUCAACUCUUACUGACUCCCUGAGUAAACCAAAGACAACAGCCUCUGGGGUCACCCAUCCUGGGAUGGAGGUAGAUUAUUCUAUUGCCAGCACUUUUUCUACUGACACAUCAGGAAUGGCAACCUCACUGGAUAUUAAUUCUGGAGCAGACACCAAGCCAGCUCUCCAAAGUCUGACUGCUGCCCCUGGUGAGUCAGAUACAACAGCCUCAGUGGUCAUGCACCUUUCACAGAGCAGAAUCCCUGUUUCUGAAAAUAUUCUUGACAUUUCCAAUGGUGAAACUGCUACUACCACACUCUCAAUGGAUACUACCCAUGGGACAGAAGUCAUUCCAAUCAUUCCAACCACUACUACAUCACCUACUAUAACAGGAUUGAGAACCUCACUGGUCAUUAGUUCUCAGACCAGACAGAAAAAUACUAGUGCAUCAACUAUGACUCCUGCUGGUGAACCAGAGUCCACUGACACACUUGCCACUGAUCUUGAAGCAUGGGAAACCACAGCUAUUCUAAAUACAACUACUUUGACUGCUAUAUCAGGAAAGGUAAUGGAGUCAACCACUUCACCUUUGAUUGCUUUUCCAGAUCAACUGUUUAAUACAACCUCUUGGAUCACCCGGACUGGGACAGAAGUCACUUCAACCAUUUCUACUGUGAAUAUUUCCUCUGGUGAGCCAAAUACAACAGUAUCGGGGAUUACCCAUGCUACAGAGACAAGCUUUACUGUUCCUAAGACAGCCCUAACAUUUUCACAUGGUGGAUCAUAUUUGACAUUGUCAACAGCCACAAGUACUGGGGAAGAAGCCAGCUCUGCCCUGCCAACUACAGUGACUGCACCUGGUGUACCAAAUACAAUGACCUCACUGCUCACUAGUUCUAGAGCAGUGACCAGUACAAGUACUCCAUCUUUGACUGUUCCUUUUUCUAAACCAGAAACAACAGCCACAUUUGCUACCCAUGCUGGAUCCCAGAUAAGUUCAGCUAUUACAAUUCCAGCUAAUUCUCCUACUUUACCAGGAAUGUUGACCUCACUCAUAACCAGUUCUGGAACAAAAAGAAGUCUGUCUCCAACUUUGACUGUUUCCACGGGUCAAUCAGAGACCACCAUUCCUUGGACCAUUCAUCUUGAGGCAAAGUCCAGUUCAGCUGUCCCAACUUCAGCUGUUUUUCCUGGUGAGCCAGAUACAACAAUUUCAUUAGUCACUCCUGAUGAAGCGAUCAGCCCUACAGUUCUGAAGACAGCCCCAGGUUUUUCUCACCAUGGAUUAAAUGUUACACCCUCAGUGGCUUCCAGUCUUGGGACAGAAACAAAUUUAGCUGGCUCAUCUUCUGUUUUUUCACCUGAGGUGUCAGAGGUUCUGACCUCACUGACUACUAGUUUUUCAACAGUAACUAGUGAAAGUACUCCAUCUCCGUCUAUUUCUGAUGACGAGUCAGAUACCACAGUAUCAUUGGUCAGCCACCAGAGGCCCCAGAUGAAUUUAACCAUUGCUAUUCUGACUGUCUCCCCUAAUGUUCCAGAGAUGAUGUCACAUGCCACUAGUAGUGAAAUAAAAACAAAUCUAUUUCCAACUCAGGUUUCUUUCCCAAGUCAGCCAGAGACCACUGCUUCAGAAGUCAGCCAUCCUGGAGAUGAAACUAGUUCUGAGGUUCCAACUGGGACUGGAACCCUCAGUGAGCCACAUGAAACAGGGUCUUUUGUCAACUAUCAUUCAAAGGAUAUUCCAACUCUUCCCAAUAUAAGGCCAAGUUUUUCUCAUAUGGAUUCAGCCACUUCACCUCCUGUAUCCACCACAAUUAUUGGUCCAGAAGCGAGUUCAGCUGUUCUAACCACAACUAUCUUACCUGUUGCCCCUGAUAUGGUGACUUCACAUGUCCCUAGUUCUGGUACAGAUCUAAGAACAGCUAAAUCAAUUCCAAUUCUUCAUUCUUCUGAACCACGGACCAUAGUUUCCCUGGCAACCAAUGCAGGGGAAGAAGCAAGUUCAGCCAUUUCUACUUCAGGUGUCAGCACUCUAGGUGUAACAGAAGUGAAGACAUCACUGGUCUCCAAUUCUGGGGCAGAGACACAUGCAACCACUCCAAUUCCAGCUCUUUCCCCAAGUGAACCAGACACCAUAGCCUCAUGGGUCACUGACUCUGGCAGAGAAGGCACUUCAGAUAUUUUAACUCUAUCUACUUUACCUGAUGGGACAGAUGAAACAGAAUCAUGGGGUCCUCAUUCUUCAGAGAAUAACCUAACAGUCCUCCCGAUAACUCCAGAUGUUUCCAAUACUGUAUCAGGUAGUUUACCCUCAAUGGCCACCAGUUCAGAGACAGAAAACAAAUCAGAUUUUUCAACUUCUACUUUGUCACCUACUGUAUCAGAAGUACUGACUUCACUUGUCCCUACUUUUAGGACAGUCACCAGCACCACUAUUCCAACUUUGACUCUUUCUUCUGAUAAACCAGAGACAGGAGUCUCAAUGAUCACUCGUACUGGGCUACAGAAAACUUCAUCCUUUCCAACUACAACUGCUUCCUCAGAUUUACUUGGGAUAAUGACUUCACUAGUCCCUAGUUCUGAGAUAUACACCAGUACAAUUUCCCCAACAAUAUCAAGUUAUUCACAAGAACUGGAAAAAACAACAUCACAAGUAACCCUUUCUGCCAUUUCAGAAGAUAGUUCUGUUACAACUCUUACUGCUAUACCAGGUGAAUCAGGUACAUCAGCCUCAUUUGUUCCCAAUCCUGAAGAGAUCAGCUCCAGUGUUCCAAGGACAAGCACAAGUUUUCCCCAUGUUGAAUUUCAUACCACACCCCCAACAACUACCACUAAUGAACAGGAAGCCAGAUCAUCUGCUCCAACUAUAGAUAUCUCAUCUAGCAUUCCAGAUUCGAUAACCUCAGAAGGCCACACUUCUGGGGAAGGUACAAGAACAUCCAAACCAAUCCUGACGCCUCAACCUUCUGAGCCACAUACCAAAAUUUCUCUGAUCUCUCAUUCUGGGGGAAAAACUAGUUCACCCAUGUCUACUGUUGCUGUCUCUCCAGGUGUCUCUACCUCUGAGACAGGAAUCCAUACCAGAAAUUGGACUAUUUCCCCAGGUCAACCAAAGACCACAACCUCAUGGACCAUGAAUCCUGGAAUAGAAGUGAAUUCAAGGGUGCUAACUACAACAAUCUCACCUAGUGUUCUAGACAUGGUGACCUCAAAAUCUGUGAACCAAAUGCCUAAAUUACAGACCACAAUUUCAUUGUUAACCGAUGCUGGAGAAGAGCUCAGUUCGGCCAUGUCUACUCUGACUGUCUCUCCAGGUAUAACAGAAGUGACCACAUCACUGCUCAAUAACUUAAGUACAGAAAACCAUGUAACAACUUCAACUCUAACUUCUUCCCCAAGACUACGAGAGACAACAACAUCUUGGAUCAACAACCCUGAAAAAGAAGCAGCCAUUUCAGGGAUUCAAACUACAAACUCAAUAUCUAGUGUUACAGACAUGAUGACCUCAACCAUCCUGAACCACACUCCUGCUAAACCACAGAAGACAGCAUCAUUGGACACUCAUGCUGGGAGACAACACAGUUCAGCCAUGAAUAGCAUGGCAGUCUCACAGGGUAUAACAGAAGUGAUAUCAUGGGUCAAGAGCUUGGGCACAGAAAGCCACAGAAUGACUUCAAAUACAGCUUUAUUCCCCAUACAACCAGAGGUUAUAACACCAGGAGUAACCCAUCCUGGAAGAGAAGGUACUUCAGGGGUUCUAUCUACAACCAUUGAACCUAGUGUGCCAGAAAUGAUGACCUCACCAACUCUUAUUCCUCCUGAUCCAUAUACUAAAGUUACAUUGGUCACCAACAUUGUGGAACAGUCUAGUUCAGCCAUGUCUACAAGGCCUGAUCUUCCACAUACAACAGACAUGAUACCAUUACUUGUCACUACCUCAGGCACAGAAAGCCAUUCAGUGAUUUCAACUUUAGCUGUUUCCCAAGAUCAACCAGAGACCACAGUCCAAUGGGUUACACACCCGGGAAAAGAAGAUACUUCAGGGGUUCUAAGUACAAUGACCUUACCUCCUGUUCCAGGCAAGAUGACCUCAACAAUUCUGUCCCAGACUCCUUCUGAAGCACAGACAAUAACAUCAUUGGUCACACAUCCUGGUGGACACCUCAAUUCAUCCAUGUCUACUCAGGCUGUCUCUUCAGGGGUAACAGAAAUGAUGACAUCACAGGCCACUACUUCUGGGACAGAGGCACAUGGAACCAGUCCAGCUCUCAUUGUUUCCCUGGGUCAAACAGAGUCCACAGCCUCAUGGACAACACAUGCAGAAAGAGAAGACACUUCAGGUAUUCUACCUAAGUCCAUUUCAACUGGUGUUCCAGAUCUUGUUACUUCCACAACUCCUAUUCCUUCUGAAUCACAUUCCACAGUUUCAUUUGUCACCCACAUUGGUGAACAGCCCAAUUCGGCCAUGUCUGCUGAGGCUGUCUCUUCAGGUGUAACAGGAAUGAUACCAUCACUGGCCACUAGCUCUGGCACAAAAAACUAUUCAACAGCUACAACUCUGGCAGUGUCCACAGAUCAACCAGGGACCACAGCCCCAUGGGUCACCCAGCCCAGAAAAGAAGGCACUUCAGAGGAUCUAUCUACAACUGUCCCUGAUACCACAGCCCAAUUGGUCACCCAUCCUGAAAGAGAAGCCACAUCACAGGUUCCACCUACUACCAUUUUGACUGGUGUUCCAGAAAUGAUGUCCACAACAACUCUUAUUUCAGCUGAACAACAGAGUGCAGUGUCAUUAGUCACCCAUAUUGAGGGACAGUCCAGUUCAACCAUGUCUACAAGUCAUGUCUCUCCAGAUAUUACAGAAAUGAUACCAUCAACGGUCACUAGCUCAAGCACAGAAAGUCAUUCUAUGACUCCAAAUCUGGUUGUUUCCCCAGAUCAAAGAGGGUCCACAGUCCCAUGGGUCAUCAAUCCUGGAAAAGAACACUUUUCAGGAAAUUUAUCUGCAACUGUCUCACCUAGUAUUCCAGACAUGACCUCAACAACUGUGAUCCACACUCCUUCUAAACCACAGACCAUAACAUUGCUCACACAUUCUGGAGGAUAUCCCAGUUCAUCCCUGUCUACUCAGGCUGUCUCUUCAGGUGUAAGAGAAAUGCCACCAUCAUUAGUCACUAGCUUGGGAACAGGAAGCUAUGUAAUUACUUCAACUCUGGAUGUUUCCAAAGAUCAGCCUGAGACAACAGCUCCGUUGAUCACCCAUCCGGAAGAAGAUGCAACAUCAGGGGUUCCACCUACAACAAUUUCAACUAGUGUUCCAGAAAUGAUGUCCACAACUACUCUUAUUCCUUCUGAACCAUAUAACACCAUGUCAUUCAUCACUCACAAUGAGGAACAGCCCAGUUCAAUAUUGUCUACAAGUCCUGUCUCUGUGGGUAUUACAGACGUGAUACCAUCACUGGGCAUUAGCUUAAGCACAGAGACCCAUUCCAUGACUUCAACUCUGGGUGCAUCUACAGAUCAACUAGGGACCACAGCCCCAUUGGACAUGUAUCCUGGAAAAGAAGGUUCCUCAGGCCAUCUAUCUAUUACCAAUUCAUCUAGUAUUCCAGGCAUGAUGACCUCAACAAUUCUGGCCCAGACUCCUUCUGAAGCACAGACAAUAACAUCAUUGGUCAAUCAUGCUAAUGGACACCUCAGUUCAUCCAUGUCCACUCAGGCUUUCUCUUCAGGUGUAACAGAAAUCAUGACAUCACCAGCCACUACUCCUUGGACAGAGACACAUGAAACCAGUCCAGCUCUACUUGUAUCCUCAGGACAAACAGAAACCACAGCCUCAAGGGUGACUUCUGCUAAAUGGAAAGAUACUUCAGGUGUUCUAACUACUACUAUUCCACCUAAUGUACCAGACCUUGUUAUUUCCACAACUCUUAUUCCUACUGAACCACAUUCUAUAGUUUCAUUUGUCACCCAUAUUGGUGAACAGCCCAAUUCAGCCAUGUCUACUCUGGCUGCCUCUCCAGGUAUAACAGAAAUGAUAACAUCACUGGCCACUAGCUCUGGCACAAAAACCAAUUCAACAGCUACAACUCUGGCAGUGUCCACAGGUCAAACAGGGACCACAGGUUCAUGGGUCACCCAUUCUGAAAAGGCAGACACUUCAGAUGUUAUAACUACAACCCUCUCACCUAGUGCUCCAGAGAAUAUAACCUCAACAAUUCUGACCCACACUCCUUCUAAAACACAGACCACAAUAUCAGUGGUUACCCAUGCUGAGGCACAACCCAGUUUAUCCAUGACUACUCCGGCUGUCUCUUCAGGGGUAACAGAAAUGAUGACAUCACAGGCCACUACUUCUGGGACAGAGGCACAUGGAACCAGUCCAGCUCUGGUUGUUUCCCCGGAUCAAACAGAGACCACAGCCUCAUGGACAACACAUGCAGUAAGAGAAGACACGUCAGGUGUUCUACCUAACUCCAUUUCAACUGGUGUUCCAGAUCUUGUUACUUCCACAAUUCCUACUCCUUCUGAAUCACAUUCCACAGUUUCAUUUGUCACCCACAUUGUUAUAACAGAAAUGAUACGAUCAGUGGUCCCUAGCUCUGACACAAAGAACUCUUCAACAGCUACAACUCUUAAAGUUUCCACAGAUCAACCAGGAAUUACAACCCCAUUGGUCACCCAUCCUGGAAAGGAAGAUACUUUAGAGAUUUUAUCUACAACUCCCUCACCUAGUGUUCCAGACAUGAUGACCUCAACAACUCUGAUCUAUGCUCCUUCUGAACCACAGACCAUAACUUCAUUAGUCACACAUCCUGGUGGGCACUUCAGUUCAUCCAUGUCUACUCAGGCUGUCUCAUCAGGUGUAACAGAAAUGCCACCAUCACUAGUCACCAGCUUGGGCACAGAAAACUAUGUAAUGACUACAACUCUUGCUGUUUCCAAAGAUCACCCUGAGAUAACAGCUCCGUUGAUCACCCAUCCGGAAGAAGAUGCAACAUCAGGGCACAAUCCUCCUGAAACACAGACAACAAUAUCAGUGGUUACCCAUGCUGAGGCACAACCCAGUUUAUUCAUAUCUACUGAGGCUCUCUCUUCAGGUAUAACAGAAAUGAUACCAUCAGUGGUCCCUAGCUCUGACACAAAAAACUAUUUAACAGCUACAACUCUUGAAGUUUCCACAGAUCAACCAGGCACUACAGUCCCAUUGGUCACCCAUCCUGGAAAGGAAGAUACUUUGGAGAUUCUAUCUACAACUCUCUCACCUAGUGUUCCAGACAUGAUGACCUCAACAACUAUGAUCCAUGCUCCUUCUGAACCACAAACCAUAACAUCAUUAGUCACACAUCCUGGUGGGCACUUCAGUUCAUCCAUGUCUACUCAGGCUGUUUCUUCAGGUAUAGCAGAAAUGCCACCAUCACUAGUCACUAGCUUGGGCACAGAAAGCUAUGCAAUGAGUACAACUCUGGUGGUUUCGCCAGGUCAAACAGAGACCACAAGCCAAUGGCUCACCCAUCCUGGAAGAGAAGGCACUUCAGAGGUUCUAUUUACAACUAUCUUACCUACUGUACCAGAAAUGAAGACUUCACCAACUCUUAUUCCUUCUGAACCACAUACCACAGUUUCAUUGGUCACCAACACUGGGGAACAGCCCAGUUCAGCCAUGUCUACAAGGCCUGUCUCUUCUGGUAUAACAGAAAGAAUACCAUCACUAGUCACUAGUUCUGGCACAGAUAUACAUCCAAUGACUUCAACUCUGGCUGUUUCCCCAGGUCAAACAGAGUCCACAGCCCCAUGGGUCACCCAUCCUGAAAAAGAAGACACUUCAGGAGUUCUAACAUCAACCAUCUCACCAAGUGUUCCAGACAUGAUGGCCUCAACAUCUCUGAACCACAUUACUUCUGAACCACAGACCAUAACAUUGGUCACCCAUACUUGGGGACAUACCAGUUUAUCCAUGUCUACUCAGGCUGUCUCUCCCCAUGUAACAGAAAUGAUACCAUCACUAGUCACUAGCACUGGCAUGCCAGAAAUGACCUCACCAAAUCAUAUUUCCUCUGAAGCACAUGCCACAAUUUCUUUUGUCACCCAUGUUGAGGGACAGCCCAGUUCAGCUCUAUCUACAAGGCCUGUGUCUCCCCAUAUAACAGAAAUAAUACCAUCACUAGUCACUAGCUCUCACCUAGAAAGGGAUUCAGUGUCUUCCACUCCAACUGCUUCUUCAGGUCAACCAGAGACCACAGCCUCUUGGGUCACCCAUUCUGUAACUGAAGCUACUUUGAAUAUUCUAAGGACAUCUGCCUCUCCUAGUGUUACAGACAUGAUGUCCUCCCCAACUCUUUUUUCUUCUGAACCACAUACCAUGAUAUCCUUGGUCUCCCAUGUUGAUGAACAGCCCAGUUCAGCCAUGUCUACAAGCCCUGUCUCUCCAGGUAUAACAGAAAUGAUGACAUCACCAGUCACUACUUCUGAGACAGAGACACAUACAACUACUCCAACUCUGACUGUUUCCUCAAGUCAAACAAGGACCACAGCCUCCUGGGUCACCCAUCCUGGAAAAGAAGCAACUUCAAUUUCUACUUUGUCUGCUUCACCUGGUGAGCCAAAAAGAACUGAAACAUGGCUCAUUACUUCUGCCAAGCCCAGUACACCACUCUCCACAACACCUCCCACAUUUUCUUAUAGUGGAUCAAACAUCACUUCCUCAGCUUCUGGGGCAGAGACCACUCCAAGUACAACCUUUUCAUCUGGUGCUUCUGAAGGAACAACCUCUCUCCCAGUCCUCUCUGGGACCGAGACCAGCACUGCCAUUCUAACUGUAACCCCUGCUUUAGCGGGCACCACAGGCUUAGGGGCUUCCAUCUCUUCAGCAGAAUCCACUCUGACUGUGUCCCCUAGUGUCCCUGGGUUGCCCAGUGCUCCUACAACCAGUAAACCUGGCAAUGCAACUUCACAGAGCCUAGAAACCUCAGCAUCUGUCACUACAGUUAGACUUCCCAAUUUUGUCAGUGAUGUAAUGACCGUGACACCAUCAGAGUCCUCAGCAAGCCCACUCACUGACCUGGAAACUACAAGUGAGACUUCUCAUUUAGCGAUCACGAGUUCAAGACCCACUGGCUCUAAGACCACAACUACACUACAUGCAAGUUCUUAUGCCCCUCUGACCACAUCUAAAAUGUCCACAUGGUCCUCUGAGAAUGUGACUUCAGGACCAGGUACAACCCCAUCUCUGGGACACUUCACCCUCAACUUCACUAUAACCAACCUGCGCCAUAGAGAGGGCAUGGGAUCCCAAGGAUCUGAAAUAUUCAACAGCACAGAGAGAAUCUUGAAUCGAUUGCUCAAGCCCAUGUUCGAGAAUACCAGUAUCGGGCACCUUUAUUCUGGUUGUAGACUGAUCUUGCUGAGGCCUGAGAAAGAUGGAACAGCCACUGGAGUGGAUGCUGUCUGUACUCACCAUUCUGAUCCCACGGGCCUUACGCUGGACAGAGAGAAGCUGUACUGGGAAUUUAGUCAUAAUACCCAUGGUGUCACCAAGCUAGGAUCCUUUGCUUUAGAAAAGGACAGUCUGUACAUCAAUGAUUUUACACAUCGAACCUCUGCUUCCACUCCCAACACACCUGUGACCUCUUCUCUGUUUUUCACAGGGACCUCCACCGAACACCCUAACCUCUCUACAGUGGCCACGCCUGUCAUUGACCAGUUCACCCUCAACUUCACCAUCACCAACCUGGAGUUCAAGGAAUACAUGCUGUACCACGGCUCCAGGAAAUUCAACACUCUGGAGCGAGUCCUCCAGCACCUGCUCAAACUCCUGUUCAAGACCAGCAGUCUGGGACCCCUCUAUUCAGGCUGUGCACUGGUGGCACUCGGGUCUAAGAAGGAUGGAACAGCCACCAAAGUGGAUGCCAUCUGCACAUAUCACCCUGACCCCAAAGGCCACAGAUUGAACAGGGAGCAGCUAUACUGGGAGCUGAGUAGGUUGACUCAUAGUGUCACCAGAUUGGAUCCCUACACCCUGGACAGGGACAGCCUCUAUGUCAAUGGUUUCACCCAUCAGAGCUCUGCGCUUAUCACCACCGUGACCCAUUCCCUGGUGCCUUUUACCCUCAACUUCACCAUCACAAAUCUACACUACACACCAGUUAUGAAACACCCCGGAUCCUUAAAGUUCAACAAAACGGAGAUAGUCCUGCAGCACCUGCUUGCUGCUGUGUUCAAGAAUACCACCAUUGGUCCACUGUACUCUGGGUGCCAGCUGACCUUGCUCACGCCUGAGAAGGAUGGAUCAGCCACUGGAGUGAACAUGAUCUGUACCCAUCAAUCUGAGCCCACAGGCAUGGGGCUAGACCCAAAGCAGCUGUACUGGGAGCUGAGUCGUGAGACCCAUGGAAUCACCCAGCUAGACUUUAUGACCCUGGACAAGAGCAGCCUUUAUGUCAAUGGUGAGUGGGUGAGCAGCUGCAAACUGCCUUCCCCAGGGAGUUCAUUAGCCACAUUCACAGAGGAAACAGCAGCUCAGUGUGUCUUUCUCCCACUCCCCACUGUAGUGCCAAUCUCUCCUCUGGUGCCUUUCACCAUCAACUUCACCAUCACUAACCUCAAGUAUGAGGACAGCAUGCGUCACCCUGGGUCCUGGAAGUUCAAUUCCACUGAGAGAAUCCUACAGAGACUGCUCUGGUCUUUGUUCAAUAAGACGAGUAUUAGCGUCCUGUAUUCUGGCUGCAGACUGAUCUCACUCAGGCCUGAGAAAGACAAAGCAGCCACAGGAGUAGAUGCUAUCUGUACUCACCAUCCAGACCCCACUGGAUCUGAGCUGGACAAUGAGCAGGUGUACUGGGAACUGAGUGAGCUGACCAACGAUAUCAGUGAGCUGGGCCCUUACAUCUUAGACCACAACAGCCUUUACAUCAAUGGUUAUACACACCAGAUCCUGUCCACCACAUCCAUGACAGCAGGCCCUGUCCUGGUACAUUUUACUAUCAACUUCACCAUAAUUAACUUGGCAUUUGAGGAGGACAUGAGUCACCCUGGAUCCAGAAAGUUCAAUAUCACUGAGAGAACCCUGCAGAGCCUGCUGAGGCCCUUGUUCCAAAAGUCCAGUGUGGGUUCCCUGUAUUCUAGCUGUGUACUGACCUCACUCAGAUCUGAAAAUGAUGGUGCAGGCACAGGAGUUGAUGCUGUCUGCACUUACCAUUCUGACCCCACUGGCCCAGGACUGAACAGAAAGACGAUGUAUUGGGAGCUCAGCAGGCUGACCUAUGGUGUCAGCAGACUGGGUCCUUACACUCUGGACAAGAACAGUCUCUAUGUCGAUGGUUACACACAUCAAAUCCUGUCUACCACCACCAGAACUUCUAUGAUGACCACUGCUUCUAUGGAGAUGACUGCCAACUCUCCCAGCCCUACAGUAGUAAGUCCCCUUCCAGUGCCUUUUACCAUCAACUUCACUGUUAUUAAUCUGGAGUAUGUGGAGGACAUGGGUCACCCAGGAUCCAGGAAGUUCAAUGCCACUGAGAGAAUCCUGCAGAGACUGCUCAGGGCGUUGAUUGGUAAAACCAGGGUUGGCCCACUGUACACUGGAUGCAGACUGACAUUGCUCAGGCCUGAGAACAAGGGAACAGCCACGGGAGUAGAUGCCAUCUGCACCUACCACCCCAACACCUCUAAUCAACAGCUGAAUAGAGAACAUCUGUACUGGGAGCUGAAAAGAUUGAAUGAUGGCAUCAUGCAGCUAGGACCUUACACCCUGGACCAGAACAGUCUCUAUGUCAAUGGUUAUACACAGCACAUUCUGGCCACCACCCACAGAACAUCAGUAAUGGCCACUGUUUCUGAAGAAAUGCCAAAUAUUUCCUCCACUCCCACAGCAGCAGGCCCUGUCCAGUUGCUUUUCAGCAUCAACUUCACCAUCAUUAACCUGGAGUUUGAGGAGGACAUGAGUCACCCUGGAUCCAGGAAGUUCAAUAUCACUGAGAGAACCCUGCAGAGCCUGCUCAGGCCCUUGUUCAAAAAAAUCAGUGUUGGUCCAUUGUAUUCUGGCUGCAGACUGACCUUGCUCAGGUCUGAGAACAAUGGAGCAGCAACAGGGGUGGAUGCCGCCUGUACCUACCACCUAGACUCUGCUGGCCACAGGCUGGAAAAUGAGCAGAUAUACAGGGAGCUGAGCAGUCUGACCAAGGGGGUCACCGAACUAGGCCCAUACAUCCUGGACCAGCACAGUCUCUAUGUCAAUGGUUACACCCACCAGAUCCUGACUACCACCCCCAGAACUUCAAGCUCUGCUCUGCUGCUGUAUACUCUUAACUUCACCAUCACCAACCUACCCUACACGAAAGACAUGUGGGGCCCAGGAUAUGCCAAGUUCAACAAAAUGGAGAAAAUCUUGCAGCUUCUGCUCAGACCUUUGUUCCAAAACACCAGUAUUGGCCUACUGUAUUCUGGUUGCAGACUGACCUCACUCAGGCCAAAGAAGAAUGGAGAGGCUACCAAAGUAGACAUGGUUUGCGCUUACCACCAAUAUUCCACAGGCACUGAUCUGAACAGGGAGCAACUAUACUCAGAACUAAAAGAGCUCACCCACAGCAUCACUCAACUGGGUCACUAUAUCCUGGACCAGAAUAGUCUCUAUGUCAAUGGUUACACACACCAGAUCGUAGUAACCAGCACCAGCACUAUGCAAUCACCCUUGGUAUUAUUUACCCUCAACUUCACCAUCACCAACCUAUUUUAUGAGGAGGACAUGCAGCCCCCAGACUCCAAGAAGUUUAACACCACAGAGAGGAUCCUGCAAAGCCUACUUGAGUCCUUGUUCAGAAACACCAGCAUAGGCCCUUUGUAUGCUGGCUGCAGACUGACUUUGCUCAGUCCCAGGAAGGAUGGAGAAGCCACUGGAGUGGACACAGUUUGCACCUAUCACCCUGACCACAUAGGUCAGGGCCUGGCCAGAGAGCAACUGUACUUGGAGCUGAGCAAGCUGACCCAUGGUGUCACUCAGCUGGGCCCCUACACUCUGGAUCAGGACAGUCUCUAUGUUAAUGGUUAUACCCAUCCAGCCUCAGAUACCAUCCUUAACAACAAUGGUACUGUCAUGGUACCCAUAACUCUCAACUUCACCAUCACCAACUUGCACUAUACAGAGGAGAUGGGAAAUCCAGGUUCCUUGAAGUUCAACUCCACUAAGCGGGUCUUACAUUAUUGGCUUGAGACCUUGCUCAAUAAGACCAGCAUUGCCCCACACUAUUCUGGAUGCAGAUUGUCUUCACUCAGGUCUGACAACUAUGGAGCAGCCACAGGAGUGGACAUAAUCUGUACCUUCCACUCUGACACCAUGAGACCUGGGUUAGACCGAGAUCAGCUAUUUUGGGAGUUGAGUCAUGAGACCCAUGGCAUCACCCGUCUGGGCCCCUACACCCUGGACCAGAACAGUCUCUACAUCAGUGGUUACCAUUUUGGAGCUGCAGCCCCAGCAACCACCACUGGGGAAGUCAGUGAGGAGAUGUUCACAGUGAACUUCACCAUCAACAACCUACGCUACUCAGCCGACAUGGGCCAGGUUGGCUCCCCCAAGUUCAACAUCACGGAUACACUUAUGCAGCACCUGCUCCGCCCUUUGUUUCAGAGGAGCAGCCUUGGCCCCCUAUACACAGGCUGUAGAGUAGCCACUCUGAGGUCAGUGAAGAAUGGUGCCCAGACCCAGGUAGAUGUCCUUUGCACCUACCACCGGGUUCCCACUGGUCUGGGACUGCCUGCCAAAUCAGUUUUCUAUGACCUAAGCUGGCAGACCCGUGGAAUCGCCCGGCUGGGUCCUUACUCCCUGGAUAAAGACACCCUUUACAUCAAUGGUUACAAUGAACCUGGUCCAGAUGUCCCUCCGACAACUCCAGAACCAGCCACCACCAUCUUGCCCUCCCCAUCAACAUCUCUACAGCCAGAGUCCAAUACAGCUAUGUGGCACCACCUGGAAACCUUCACAAUCAACUUCACCAUCUCCAACCUUCCAUAUUCAGCAGACAUGAUCAGUGGCUCAGCCAUGUUCAACUCCACUGAGAAUGUCCUACAGCACCUGCUUGGGCCCCUGUUCCAGAAUAGCUCCUUUAACUCAAGUUGCAGACUGACCUCCCUCAGUCCUGAGAAGAAUGGGACAUUCACAAGUGUGGUUACCACCUGCACCUACCAGCAUGACCCUGCACGUCCUGGAAUGGAUACACAGGGUCUGUACUCAGAACUGAGCCACCUGAGCCAUGGAGUCACCCAACUGGGAAACUAUACACUGGAGAAGCAUAGCCUCUAUGUGAAUGGUUAUAAUGAACUUGGUCCAGACAUACUUACUACAACUCCUGAGCCAAGCACCACCAUCCCGUCUUUUACACUGACAUCUGUGCAGCCAGAAUCCACCACAGCUGUGGAGCAUCAUCUGAAGACUUUCACAAUCAAUUUUACCAUCUCUAAUCUUCCAUAUUCAGAAGAUAUGAGCUAUAGUUCAGCCGUGUUCAAUUCCACUGAGAGUGUUCUACAGCACUUGCUUAGACCCUUGUUCCAGAAUAUAUUCUUCAACUCAAGCUGCAGACUGACCUCCCUCAGACCUGAGAAGAAUCAAAACUCCACUAGUGUAAAUGUCAUUUGCUCCUACCAACAUGAUUCUGCACAUCCUGGGUUGCACACACAGGAGAUAUAUUCAGAGCUGAGCCAUCUGACCCAUGGAGUCACUCAGCUGGGCAAUUAUACAUUGGACGAAAAUAGUCUCUAUGUGAAUGGUUACAGUGGAACUGGUACAGAAGAAUCAACCAUGAAUCCUGAAUUGACCACUACCAUACUACCUUCUCCAUCAAUAUCUGUGCAAACAGAAUCUACCACAGCUGUGGGGCAUCAUAUGAAGACUGUCACAGUGAGUUUCAUCAUUUCCAACCUUCCAUAUUCAGCAAGUAUGAACAAUGGCUCAGCUCUGUUCAAUUCCACUGAGACUCUCCUGAAGAACCUGUUGGAACCCUUGCUCCAUAAUGUUUUUUUCAACUCAAGUUGCAGACUAGAUUCCCUCAGGGCUGAGAAGAAUGGAACAGCCACUGGUGUGGAUGCUAUCUGCACCUACCACCAUGACCCUUCACUUCCUGGGAUGGAUACCCAGGGACUGUACUCAAAACUGAGCAACAUGACACAUGGAAUAACCCAUCUGAGCAACUAUACACUGGACAAAGAGAGUCUAUAUGUCAAUGGUUAUAAUAAACCUGCUCCAGAAGAACAUCCUAUAACUCCUGAGACAUCCACCACUAUCCUACCAUCCACAUCUACAUCUCUGCAGCCAGAACCUUACACAGCAAUGGGGCACCAUCUGGAGAUCCUAACAAUCAACUUCACCAUAACCAAUCUUCCAUAUUCAUCAAAUAUGAGCAAUGGCUCAGCUGUGUUCAGCUCAACUGAGAGUGUCCUGCAGUACCUGCUUGGACACUUGUUCCAAAAUGGCUCCUUCAACUCAACCUGCAGAUUGGAUUCCCUCAGGCCUAAGAAGAAUGGAACAGCCACUGGUGUGGAUGCCAUCUGCACCUACCACCAUGACCCUUCACAUCCUGGGAUGGACAUCCAAGGACUGUACUCAGAACUGAAAAAUCUAACCCAAGGAAUCACCCAGCUGGGCAACUACUCACUGGACAAGGACAGUUUAUAUGUCAAUGGUUACAAUGAACAUGGUGCAGAAGGACUUCCUACAACUCCUGGGUCACCCACCACCAUCCUGGCUUCUCCAUCAAAAUCUGUGCAGCCAGAACCCACAACAGCCAUGGGGCAUUUGAAGACUUUCACACUCAAUUUCACUAUCUCCAACCUCCCAUACUCAGCAGGCAUGAGCUCAGCCAUGUUUAAUUCCACUGAGAGGAUCCUGCAGCACCUGCUUGGACCCUUGGUCCAGAAUGAAUCCCUCUAUUCAGAUUGCAGACUGGUUUCCCUCAGGCCUAAGAAGAAUGGAACGGCCACUGGUGUGAAUGCUAUCUGCUCCUAUCACCAUAACCCAGCAUAUCCUGAGCUUGACACUCAGGGGCUUUAUACAAAGCUGAGUCAGCUGACUCAUGGCAUCACCCAGCUGGGUAGCUACAUGCUGGACCAGAAUAGUCUCUAUGUCAAUGGUUACACUCACCAGAUUACAAGAACUACCCCUAGUGGCUAUGUGCUCCAGAAUGUAACCAUAAAGGGCAAGUACCAGAUAAACUUUCACAUCAUCAACUGGGACCUUAGCAACACAGACCCAACAUCUUCAGAGUAUGUCACUCUAGAGAGGGACAUCGAAGAUAAGGUCACCACACUCUACACAGGCAGCCAGCUACAAGAAGUAUUCCAGUCUUGCCUGGUCACCAACUUGACGUCGGGCUCCAUGAUGGUCACUAUUGAGGCAUUGUUCUCCUCUUAUCUUGACCCCAACCUUGUGAAGCAAGUCUUUUUAAAUAAGACAUUGAAUGCCUCCUCCCACUGGCUGGGUGCCACCUACCAACUGACAGAUCUGCAUGUGAUAGACAUGAAGCCACCCAUUCUUCUGCCAACAGAAGUCCCAACAACCAGUUCCAGCUCUCAGCAUUUCAACCUGAACUUCACCAUCACCAACCUACCCUAUUCCCAAGACAUAGCCCAGCCAGGGACCAGCAAACAUGAGCAAAACAAAAGAAGUAUUGAAUAUGCGCUCAACCAGCUCUUCAGAAACAGCAGCAUCAAGAGUUACUUUUCCGACUGUCAAGUUUUAGCCUUCAGGUCUGUCUCCAACAGCAACCACACAGGAGUUGAUUCCCUGUGUAACUUCUCACCAUUGGCUCGGCGAGUGGACCGAGUUGCUAUUUAUGAGGAAUUCCUUCGAAUGACACAAAAUGGCACCCAGUUGCUGAACUUCACCCUGGACAGGAAGAGUGUCCUUGUCGAUGGAUAUUCUUCAAACAGGGAGGAUGAUGUGAUAAAGAAUUCUGGUCUUCCCUUCUGGGCCAUCAUUCUCAUCUGCUUGGCGGUACUACUGGUACUCAUCACAUGCCUGAUGUGCUGUUUCCUGGUGACUGUCUGCAGAAGAAAAAAGGAGGGAGACUACCAGGUUCAACGUCACCGCCUAGGUUACUACCUGCCUCACCUAGACCUGAGGAAGUUCCCGUGACUCCACCUACCUUUUCCCUAGCAGGAUCCAAAGAAUAA